Cuscuta campestris is the source of this 2206-nucleotide messenger RNA. The record is from the annotation of a GenBank genome assembly. NCBI's taxonomy places the organism in Eukaryota, Viridiplantae, Streptophyta, Magnoliopsida, Solanales, Convolvulaceae.
GUGUCAUUGAAUUUGGUUUAGCAUUAUGUCAUUGUGUAACAUUGUGACAUUAUAUAUUGUCAUAUGUGACAUUACAUGGUGCCAUGUUUGACAUUACUAUGUCUUUUUUUGACACUGUAUUGACUGUUAAUGUGGCACUGUGGCGACGAUAGUGCAGAUUGUGAUGGUAGUAUUGUUGAUAAUGGUAUAGAGCGGUGAUGUCGUCGGUGGUGUCGUCGGUAGGUUUCGUUUGUAGCAGUGCGGCGGAGCAGAGGACGACAGUGGUGGAGAUUCAAGUGAUAGUGGCAGUACAAGAUUCCUUCGGCGGAAUCUCAUCUCUUCCGCCUGCCUGCCAAGCAAACAAAAUCAACAACUCAAAAAGGGCCGCCGUUUCAUUUCAUUUCCCCAAUUCCCGGGAGCCUCCCCCCGCCGCCGCCACGGCCGCGGAGUCGUAUUUCCCGGCGAAUCACAUGACCCGGCCCGUCUUCUCCAACUCGGACCCCGACAGCGACGACCCGACCCGAAAGGCUCCGGCGAGCACAGGCAUGAGACUGGUUGUGCCCUUACAAGGGGUGGUUCAAGGGAGAGGGGGCUUAAUCCUCGGCUCUCUAAUCCCAUGUGCUCUCUUCUACUUCCUCCAGUUCUACAUUAAACGACACCGUUCCUCCCCGGCUUCAUCUUCUUCGAAUCCUCCGUCGCCGUCCGACUCAUCGACGGACCUCGUUGAACUCCCACGCUCAUCUUCCCGGCUGAACUUGUCUGGUCGCGGGUCAAUCGGGCGGACCCGCCUCUCCGCCCGAGGUAGCUCUAUUUCGAAGCCCAACGAUUCUGCCUACUAUAUUGGAUUAGAUAGGUUUCUGGAGGAUCCAUAUGACGAAAUCAAGAACCCGGACGGGAUUAUAAACCUCGGGUUGACUGAAAACAGGUUGUCGCUGGAUUUGAUAGAGAAGUGGCUUUCAAACAACUUCCGGGAUUCUGCACUUGGGAAACUUGGUUUGAAUAUUAGCGGAAUUUCUGCCUACCAGCAGUUUGAUGGAUUGUUCGAGCUGAAAGUGGCCAUGGCAGGUUACAUGUCAGAGGUAAUGGGAAGAGAAGUUUCAUACAAUCCAUUGCAAAUGGUAUUAACUUCUGGGGCAACUCCUGCCAUUGAGAUGCUUUUCUUUUGCUUAGCUGAUCAGGGGGAUGCUUUCCUCAUUCCAACACCCUAUUACCCUGGGUUUGACAGGGAUAUUAGAUAUAGAACUGGUGUGGAGUUAAUUCCAGUACACUGUCGAAGCUCUGAUGACUUUGUGCUGAGCAUGACAGCUCUGGAACAGGCAUUUAAUAAUGCCAGAAAGCGUGGCCAAAAAGUCCGAGGAAUUCUCAUUUCAAACCCUUCCAACCCCGUUGGCAACCUCAUGACUAGAGAAUUGCUAUACGAUCUCUUAGAUUUUGCCAGGGAGAAAAACAUCCAUAUAAUCUCAGAUGAAAUAUUUUCUGGCUCUAAUCAUGGCAACAAAGAGUUUGUAAGCAUGGCAGAAAUGAUAGAGUCAGAAGAUUUUGACAGGGACAGGGUUCAUAUCAUAUAUGGAUUAUCCAAAGACCUCAGUCUUCCUGGUUUUAGGGUUGGGGUAAUAUAUUCCUUCAACGAGAAUGUUCUAGCUGCUUCUAGAAGGUUAGCCAGGUUUUCAUCAGUUUCAGUCCCAACACAGAGGUUGUUAGUUUCAAUGCUUACAGACACUGGAUUCAUUCGGGAUUACCAAAAGGAAAACACGCAGAGAUUGCGAAGAAUGUAUGAAUUAUUUACUGCUGGGUUAAAUGAAGUGGGGGUUGAAUGCUCGAGGAGUGAUGCGGGUUUUUGUUGUUGGGUGAACAUGAGUAGGUUAAUCAACCCUUACAAUGAAAAGGGGGAGAUGGAGUUAUGGCAAAAACUGUUAAAUGUGGCUAAGAUAAAUGUGACUCCCGGGUCUGCCUGCCAUUGUAUUGAACAUGGAUGGUUCAGGUUUUGCUUCACAACAUUACGCGAGAAGGAUAUCCCUUUAGUUGCAGAAAGGAUAAGGAGAGUAGUUGAAAGCUGUAGACCUCCUGCUUGAAAUAUUUUAGGGUUUUAUGUGAAAAUCAUAUUUUGCAUGCAUGUUUUUAUGUUAUAUCAUUUCUUCUUGUAUUUAUAAUGUAGACAGAAUGGGCAUUCUUAUAAUUUGUCAAAAGCUUGAUAGUUUCCUUUGCGCAAUAGAAUCUGGAGUGUGUU